GGCGUGAAUGCAGUACUCAAAGUGGGUGGAAUCUCCUUGAAUAAAGGAAAAGAUGGAGGUGCCAACAGUCUGCAGUCAAGAUAAUGGUGUAUCUCAUGUUCUGACUCUAGUGCUACAAGAACUGAGUUUGCUCUGUAAAAGAGAUGUCAAUGGUGUUGGCAUGUUAUAUGACCUGCUCAGAUCCCGCUGGCUGCAAGCACUUUUAAAGAUUUAUGAAUGCCUCCAACACUACCUCGGAAAAAGACCAGUUCCUGUCACACUGCAGGCACGCGCAUUGACUCGCGAGGUGGUAGAGUUACUGCGUGAAGCCCCUCAGUCUGGAGAGAUCAAAGAGCUAAGACGACUACUGCGAGCCCCACACUUAAAGGCCCUGCUAUCUGCCCAUGACACUGUGGCCCAGAAAGACUUUGAACCAACCCUUCCACCACUGCCAGACAACAUACCUGAAAAUGAGGAAGCUAUGAGGAUUGUCUGCUUAGUGAAAAACAACCAGCCUCUGGGUGCCACCAUUAAACGCCAUGAGAUAACAGGUGACAUAACGGUUGCCCGUGUGAUCCAUGGUGGGCUAGCAGACAGAAGUGGGUUGCUGUAUGCUGGAGACAAACUGGUGGAGGUAAAUGGAGUUCCUGUUGAGGGACUUGAGCCUGAGCAAGUUAUUAAUAUUCUGGCCCUGUCUCAGGGGACAAUUAUGUUCAAAUUAAUUCCAGUUUCUGAUCGGCCUGUCAGCAACCAAACAACACUCUAUGUGCGAGCAAUGGCAGAUUAUUGGCCCUUGCAAGAUCCUGCCAUACCAUGCGCUGAUGCAGGUUUGCCUUUUAAGAAGGGUGAAAUACUCCAGAUUGUGGACCAGAAUGAUGCUCUCUGGUGGCAGGCCAGGAAAGUUUCAGAUCUUGGUGCCUGUGCUGGACUUAUACCCUCAAAUCAUCUUCUUAAAAGGAAGCAGCGAGAAUUCUGGUGGUCUCAGCCUUUCCAGCCCCAUCUCUGUCUUAAAUCAUCAAUGUUAAGCACUGUGGAAGAAGAGGAUGACAUGCAGAUUGAUGAGAAGUGUGUGGAAACAGAUGAAGAAACAUUUGAGUCUGAGGAGCUUAAAGAAGAAGAGGAAGAAUUUGGUGAAUUUGGUCAACGAGUUUUUAUUGCUGGUUUCCGUAGAAGUAUGCGCCUGUGUCGCAGGAAAUCCCGGACCAACCAGCAGCCCUGUUACGCUUGGUGCCCCAGCAGCUGUUACAGCACUCUUGCAGCUCCAUAUGAAGAGGUGGUUAGGUACCAGCGGCACCCAGCAGACCGGAACAGACUGAUUAUACUAGUGGGUCCUGCAGGAGUGGGUGUGAAUGAGCUAAGGCGAAGGCUUAUCGCAAGUAACCCACGAGAGUUUCGAAGUGCCGUACCUCACACAACUCGUGUUCAGAAGAGUUAUGAAAUGAAUGGUCGUGAAUAUCACUACGUAUCAAAGGAAACUUUUGAAAAUAUGGUGUAUAGCCACAGAAUGCUGGAAUACGGGGAAUACAAAGGGUACCUGUAUGGUACCAGUAUUGAUGCAGUGCGGACAGUCCUCGAUGAAGGAAAGAUCUGCGUAAUAGAUUUAGAACCACAGGGCAUACAAGUAGCCCGGACUCAUGAAUUAAAGCCCUACAUUAUAUUCAUCAAGCCAUCCAGCAUAAGCUGCAUGAGGCAGACUCGUAAAAAUGCCAGGAUCAUUACAGAUUACUACGUAAACAUGAAAUUCAAGGAAGAAGAUUUACAGGAGAUGGAAGAUUCGGCUAAGAAAAUGGAAGCUCAGUUUGGUCAGUUCUUUGAUCAAGUGAUUGUAAAUGACAAUUUACAAGAAGCAUCUGCACAGCUGCUGUCUGCAGUCCAUCGUGCACAGGAUGAGCCCCAGUGGGUCCCUGCAAUAUGGAUAUGCUCAGACACUCAGCCCUAA
Egretta garzetta (little egret) is the source of this 1918-nucleotide messenger RNA. It is a transcript of the gene MPP4, whose product is annotated as membrane palmitoylated protein 4. NCBI's taxonomy places the organism in Eukaryota, Metazoa, Chordata, Aves, Pelecaniformes, Ardeidae. The record is from RefSeq and is a predicted model, not a curated record. Gene Ontology annotation, cellular component: plasma membrane; adherens junction. The transcript is spliced from 21 exons. The coding region runs from base 53 to 1918 and encodes 621 amino acids. Gene Ontology annotation, molecular function: protein binding.